This is a messenger RNA of Oryza brachyantha (malo sina), 1548 nucleotides long. RefSeq names its product protein FAR1-RELATED SEQUENCE 5-like. Gene Ontology annotation, biological process: regulation of DNA-templated transcription. Bases 1 to 1548 code for a protein of 515 amino acids. The record is from RefSeq and is a predicted model, not a curated record. The transcript is spliced from 6 exons. Lineage: Eukaryota; Viridiplantae; Streptophyta; Magnoliopsida; Poales; Poaceae.
AUGGAUGAUUUUGCAAUUGAUGAAAUAGACAUUUUGGAUGGAGAUGAAUCUGAAAAUUUGUUGGUACAUGAAGUAUUCAAUUUGCCGGUAGAUGAAGUAGAGAAGUGUAAUGGAAGUGAGACCUCAAAUGAUGUUGGUUUUGAGCCUCACGAAGGGAUGGAGUUCUCUAGUAAAGAAGCUGCAAAUGACUUCUACAAUGCGUAUGGAUAUGUGCUUGGGUUCAGUAUUCGUGUGAAUAGUGGUUACAAGAAUGCACAAGGUACCAUCACUUCAAUGAGAUUGGUUUGUAGUAAACAAGGGUUUAACAAGCAACACAAAUGUCAAUUCGAAGAGCCAUUUGAGGUGGCUGAGAGACCAAACUCAGGAACACCUGAAAAGUCAGUACCAGAAAGAAGAACUGGUUGUAAGGCUUUAUUUCAUGUUAGACUACAUGAAGGUGGAAUUUGGAAGGUAACAGGCUUCCACAAAGACCAUAAUCACGAGUUUGUUGGUAGUACUCCAUCAAAAAAACGACAUCUUCGUUCUCACAAGACAAUUACAGCUGAGGAAAGGGCAGAUAUCAAGUUGUUAAGUGAGCAAAAUGUAGGUGCUACUCAAAUAAGAGAGUAUCUUGCAGCAAAGGCUGGCAGUAAAGCAAACCUUCAUUAUGGUAAGAAAGAUGUUAACAAUCAGAUUUCAAAGGAGAAUAGAAGCUUAGUCGGGGUGGAUGUCAAUGCAAUGGUAGAUUACUUCAUACUAAGGCAACAAGGUGAUCCUGAGUUUUUCUUUGCUAUAGAACCCGAUGAAGACAAUUCUACUAAAAAUAUUUUUUGGGUUGAUGGACGAUCAAGAAGGGCAUAUAAAGAAGACCACUUGGGGGUUCUUUAUGGGGUAGUUCCUGGUUUUAAAGAUGAAUUGAGAGCUGUCAUCAACUUCAGCUUGACAGUUGAAGACUUUGAGAAAAAUUGGGAAGGCAUGCUUGAGAAGUAUAAGAUGCGAGACAACCCUCACCUUACCCUCAUGUAUGACAAACAAGAUAUAUGGGCCCCAGCCUACUUUCGUGGUUCUUUUUGUGCCGGCAUGUCUACUACGCAAAGAAGCGAGAGCAUGAAUGCAGUCACAAAGAUUUGGAUGGGAUCUAACACAUCACUUUACAAUUUUGCCAAGAAGUUUGAUAAAAUGGUGGAAGAAAAAUUGAAGAAGGCAUCUGGGUAUCGUGUGCAUGAGGUAGAGAAAGACGUACUUUACAAGGAAGUUGCCAAAGAGGCUGUCAAGUCUCGUCCUGCAAUUGAGAAAGCUCGUACACGUCUGAUUGAACUGAAAGAUGAAAGACCCGCCAAUCUCACGGUGCAAGGGAAAGAGGAAACCCAGAGGUUGAAGCCUCCAUCUGAAGUUAAAAAUGCAAAAAAGAUGCGAACUUGUAGUUAUUGUCACAAAAAAGAAGGUCACAAUAUGGCUACAUGCCCAAAGAAAUUGAAGGAUGGAAAAGCAGAAAAGGAUCAGGCAUAUUGCUUUAAAGAGGAUGAUGAUGUUGAGAUUGACAGUGACACUGAAGAUGAUGAUUACUAG